Penicillium pulvis is the source of this 2796-nucleotide messenger RNA. RefSeq lists its product as uncharacterized. Gene Ontology annotation, biological process: transmembrane transport. Gene Ontology annotation, molecular function: oligopeptide transmembrane transporter activity. Lineage: Eukaryota; Fungi; Ascomycota; Eurotiomycetes; Eurotiales; Aspergillaceae. The record is from RefSeq and is a predicted model, not a curated record. The transcript is spliced from 7 exons. Bases 1 to 2796 code for a protein of 931 amino acids.
AUGUCACGCACCCCGCUAGUCCGGUCGUCGCCCGCCCUGGGCUCAACCUCAUAUGGCGCCGUACGUAUUCCCCAUGACUCUCUCGACGCCGAUCUAUCAGGACGGAGCAAUGCUCGUAGGUUAGUGAAUGGGGGAUUCCAGCGUACGAGUCUCGAGAGUGGUGCGGGCCCAUCGCGGGAUGCACAAGAUCGGUCCAAACCAAAACGCUCGCAUUCAUCAGGUCGAAGAAGCAGUGGGUGGUAUAGAGAGGCCCACAAUCGAAGACCCUCCUCUGCUACCUCAGAUGUGGGCAUGGGUGCCGACUCAAAAUUCUCAUUCGCGACGGGACUAGCGGUGCCUGGAAAUUCUGUGAUGCAGGAUACCCCCGUCUCUUCCCCUUAUAUGACAAGUGAUGAGGAAGAUGUUCUGGAUGUUGAGGAUGAGGAUUCAAAAUCUCCCGAGGAGGAUCCUCCGGACAAUUCCCCAUAUGCACAAGUUCGAGCAACAGUACCAGCGACAGACGACAUCACUCUGUCAAUCAACACCCCUCGUAUGUGGAUUCUCUCGUUGCUCUUCUCACUUACGGGCUCCGCUGCGAAUCUCUUCUUCUCCCUUCGCUACCCGAGCGUGGCAAUUACCCCGAUUAUUGCUCUGGUUCUAGUCCAUCCGCUGGGAAAGUUUUGGGAUGUGAUCUUGAAACGGACCGAUGAUCCCCUUGAGGUGUUUGAGAAUGGAACCCUCGACCAUCGCGAAUCUCUGGCUGGCGAAAUUGAUCUCCCUAACCACUCAUGGGUCUCCAGAGUCCGACUCUGGCUCGCCCAAGGCCGUUGGAAUGAGAAGGAACAUGCUUGUGUCUACAUUAGCAGCAAUGUCUCGUUCGGCUUUGCCUUUGCAACUGACGUGAUCGUCGAACAACAUAAAUUUUAUAAUCAAGAGGUCCCAGUCAUGUAUCAAUUGCUGCUGAUCAUCUCGACUCAAGUCCUGGGUUACGCUUUUGCUGGCUUGACCAGACGGUUUCUAGUACGGCCAUCCGCGAUGAUCUGGCCGGGAACUCUCAUGUCCACUGCCAUGUUUUCCACAAUGCACAAGACCGCCAACAAGAAGGCCAAUGGAUGGAGUAUCUCCCGCUACAAGUUUUUUAUUUUGGUUUGGGGAGGGGCCUUUCUUUGGUAUUUUGUCCCAGGCUUACUGAUGCCUGCCCUGAGCUAUUUCAGUGUGAUCACUUGGUUUGCUCCCAAGAGCGUUGUCGUCUCCAAUCUUUUUGGUGUGGCCUCGGGUCUUGGAAUGUUUCCUGUGACGUUUGAUUGGGCUCAAAUCGCGUAUAUUGGUUCCCCUUUACUCACGCCCUGGUGGGCUGCAGCGAAUAUCGUUACCGGACUGGUAGUCGUGAUUUGGAUCAUUGCCCCCAUAUUAUACUAUAAAAAUGUCCUAUUUUCGUCCUUUAUGCCUAUUCUCUCAGCGGCUGUGUUCGAUAACGAGGGUCAUCCGUACAACGUGAGCCGAAUUUUGACUCCAGAGUUUGUGUUCGAUCAGAAGGCCUAUGAGGACUAUUCGCCCGUCUAUCUCCCUAUUACCUAUGUGCUAUCAUAUGGAGUUCAAUUUGCGGCCCUUACCUCCCUAGUAACCCAUACUGUGUGUUGGUAUGGCAAGGAUAUUUGGCAGCAAACUCGCCGGGCAUUCGAGGAACGACGAGAACUUCCAGACCUUAGCACAUAUGAACCCCUGCAGCGUGAAAAUGGUCACCCGCAGACUCGCCGCAGUUCUGAUAUCCCUAGAGACUCACAAGAUGCUCCUCGAGAGGAGCCGUUGGGAAUGGAGGAUGUCCAUUGUCGCCUCAUGAGACGUUACAAAGAUGCUCCACUCACAUGGUAUCUCAUCGUGCUUGUUACGAUGCUUGUCACUGCCAUAUAUACCGUGGAACACUACCCAGUCCACCUGCCUUGGUACGGAUUGCUCCUAGCACUGGGCAUGACGAGCGUGUUUUUCAUACCGGUCGGUAUCAUCAUGGCCGUGACUAAUCAACACAGCAGUCUCUAUUUAAUCUGCCAACUCCUUUGUGGCAUCGUCUUUCCCGGACGGCCCGUUGCGAACAUGAUCUUCGUGACCUACUCUUACAUCAGCUCUGCUCAAGGCAUCAAAUUCUCCUCCGAUCUCAAGCUCGGCCAUUACAUGAAGAUUCCACCUCGCAUCCUAUUUAGCGUACAGAUGGUCGCAACGUUGGUAUCUAGCUUAACCCAAAUUGGCGUGUUGAAUUGGAUGUUUACCCACAUCCCGAAAUUGUGCACUCCUCAGGCGUUGAAUGGUUUCAACUGUCCGAUAGCUCGAGUGCACUUCAAUGGAAGUAUUCUCUGGGGUGUCGUGGGCCCGCAACGAUUCUUUGGCCCAGAUGGUCUCUACCGGCCCUUAGUGUGGGCAUUCUUGAUUGGCGCCGUGGCCCCGUUGUGCGCUUGGGCGCUUGGCCGACGAAGCAAGAAAAGCUUUUGGCGCAAGGUUAACUUCCCCAUACUUUUCGGCAGUCUCAGUUGGAUCCCCCCGGCUACGGGAUUGAACUUUUCCACCUGGGCAUUGGUAUGCUUCGUGUUCAAUUACGUGAUCCGGCGCCGCAAGACGGCUUGGUGGGAGAAAUAUGCCAUGACCCUAUCGGCCGCCUUGGACUCAGGACUCGCAUUCGCCGUGGUGAUCUUGUUCUUUGCUCUCAUUUACCCCGGGUGGGUCGCUGGGUUCCAAUGGUGGGGGACGGAGAUUUACAAGCAAGGCUGCGACUGGAUUGCCUGUCCAUACCGGCGUCUGGAGCCAGGGCAGAAGUUUGGAACUUGA